AUGGACGGAAGGAUUACGCAUGUUGAGGAGAAGAAUUGGUGGAGUGGACUUGCCUCAAUUCGGUCAUAUUUUGCUCCACUCCUCCAAGGGUCUGCCUCUCGGCUACCUUCGGCAAACGCCAUUGUGAGAUCCAGAUCACUGGAAUCUGUUGCGAAGCCCCUCGCCGAGGAGCCAAACAACUCCAACCUGGAUCCCGCAUACUCCUCUUAG
Molecule: messenger RNA, 210 nt
Organism: Rodentolepis nana
Lineage: Eukaryota; Metazoa; Platyhelminthes; Cestoda; Cyclophyllidea; Hymenolepididae
Source: the annotation of a GenBank genome assembly